UGUGAUUGGAGCAACAGCACUCUUUAUUUGCGUUAGGAGCUGUACAGUUGCUCGCUGAUUGUCUCCAGCAGAAGCUGUAUAUUUAACGAAUGGAACACUGAUUUGACAUGACAUUUUAAAGCGUGGACCAAAAAACCCCAAACAUAGGCUGGAUGAGUGGGCCAAGUUUUACCCCGCCUGCCGAGGUGGCUGAGAUUAACCGCAUCCAUUAUGAGCUGGAGUACACAGAGGGCAUCAGCCAGCGCAUGCGAAUCCCAGAGACCCUCAAGGUGGCGCUGGAGAGCGGAUCGGGGCCCACUCUGCUUCAGCCACCUCUACCGGUUCACACAACUCUGAUGCAGGUUCCUGAAAGAAUUGUUGUUGCAGGUGACGAUGGAGAGUCGAGGUUUGUUCAACCAAGAGAUUUAGAUCUAAUUCAAUCGGUUCCAUCGGUGGACCUCCUGAACAUGAAGGCCCCGCCGCGUGUCCUCACCCUUACAGAACAGCCGCUGGACUCUCUGGAAACGGAUCAAGCUGCCAACUCACAGAGUAAUCCCAGCCACACUGCCAGUUAUAACACCCGCUCUCGGAGGGAACGCAGUGCAAGUGAGAACAUACCUGGUCGUCAUGGCAGCCAUUGUAGCAGAGGAGACGUAAGCGUAACCCCCUCCCCAUCAGCCCCCCCUGUCCGCCUCUGUCCUCCCCUCUGUUCUCCAGAAGAUGCAAACAUCAACCUGUUUACAGCUGCUGGGUUUCUGUCUUACGUUCAGUCAACGACGCGCCGUGCUUAUCAGCAGGUCCUUGAACUCUUAGAUGAUAGCCACCGGAGAACCCACUUGGACUUGGCUCUGGAUAUGAACCCUGACGAAUCUGGCUUAGUUGAUGCUUCAUCGCUGCGGCGUCAGAUUGUGAAACUCAACAGACGUCUGCAGCUGCUGGAGGAAGAAAACAAAGAACGCUCCAAGCGGGAGGUGGUCCUGUACUCGGCCACGGUGGCGUUCUGGCUCAUUAACACGUGGAUCUGGUUACGUCGCUAAACCGGGAUAUGGCCCGAAUCUCCAAAAACACUGGAAACCAAAAUUUCAAGAUUAUCUCUGACUAGGGAACACCUGAACCAGUGAAACCAGAAAGUGCUCAAAAUUUGGAAAAAGUAAAGCGCUUUAGAUGCUUUCUGGAUGUGCUCUGUUUACUCAGUAUAUAUCUUGUUCCUGCAAGUUAUUGCCCACAAAAUGAAGGCCAGACAUCUUGAUUGUAUUUUCUGAGCUGUUGCCUCUGUUGUCAAAUUUAAAACUAGUUAUCUGACUGAGUUAAAAUAAUUUUACUGUGGCUAUUAAUGAAUAAUCCUGACACCAAACACUGAGACAAAGCUCACUACAAGUCAUAUAAAAUGUUAAAAUGUUACAAAAAAGAAUGAAACUGUAAAAUAAAAAAUAACAAUUGUGUUCAAUUGACAGCAACAAUCAGAAAGAGAAAGAGUGUCCAUAAUGCCAGUUCCUGUUUUACACUCUAUUUGCAUAUUUUGGACAACAUUUGUUUACUUUUAGUUUUUUACACAGGUUGGGGAAUUUAAAGGCUUGCACAGAAAAAAAAGACUUGUCUUAGUAAAAACAAAACUCAGCUGUUACUGACAGGCCUCUAUUAAACUGAGCAGCAUGUGUUUGAAAAGACUCACAAGACUAACAAGGAUUUCUUUAAGUGACAAACACAGUUUUAGGUCUCGUAUCUAGGCUGAAAUGUAGGUCCCCUGCUGUGGCCAUCAUUAACCAUUCGUAAAGUGUCAAAAUAUUAAUAAUUCUGCAGAUGCCAUAGCCAUUUCCCUGCAUGUCACAUGUUUAGGAGAUUCUCAUAUGUUUUAUAUGAAUUGUGUAUCUGCGGCGGGGUGGGUGGGGGAAGACUUACUAUGAUCUGUUACAUGAAGAUUCCACAUACUAUUCACAGAGCUGGAGCUGUUUUUUUGUUUCUCAGAUUAAAGCCAUUAAUCCCAUUGUUUUAUUCAUCAUGAAUUUUGCUGUAAAUCCAGGAGCCAAUGUGUUCAUGCUCAGGUGUAGUAGAUGAAUACUUGUUUUUGAAUACCAUAUUCAUCUGUUGUGCAUCCUUCUUAUGUGAACAUUGCAUACAUAUGUAUUAAUAUUUAUUUAAAGAGAGGAUACGUUAGGUUAAUAUUUGUUUCUAAUUUAUUCAUUUGUGAAAUGUCUGUAAAUAUUAUUGCUAUAAUAAAUGCUGGAGGUCCGUUUCCUC
This is a messenger RNA of Poecilia latipinna (sailfin molly), 2217 nucleotides long. Its product is annotated as mitochondrial fission factor homolog A-like. NCBI's taxonomy places the organism in Eukaryota, Metazoa, Chordata, Actinopteri, Cyprinodontiformes, Poeciliidae. The record is from RefSeq and is a predicted model, not a curated record. The transcript is spliced from 8 exons. The coding region runs from base 153 to 1016 and encodes 287 amino acids. Gene Ontology annotation, biological process: positive regulation of mitochondrial fission. Gene Ontology annotation, cellular component: peroxisome; mitochondrial outer membrane.